AAUAGAUAGAUUGAAUAUCAACACGAUUUACAAAGUCAAAAUCCAAGAUUAUGGAAGAGAAGAGCAUGAACGAUUUAUGUAUUCAUUUUAGAAGAGCUACAAGUCAAGAUGAAUAUGAUGUUUUGGCUUUAGGAUCAUAUUAUCAAGGAUUAGAUAGCAUUUCAUACGAAUUUGGAAAAUUAAUUAAAAAUCCUUUUACUGUUUGUACUGUUUGUUUGUCUGGUGAUAAGAUAGUAGCGUUUGAUUGCGCUAUUGUAUCAAAAUGUCAAACGUUUGUUAGCUAUUGCCACGCUAGAACUCAUGAAAAUUUUCGCAAGUUUGGUAUUUUUGGUAGUCUAAGAAGGUUUACAAUGUUAAAUGUAAGGAUGAAAUAUCAAAAUAUUGCCGAAAUUGGAUUUAUAACUCAAAGCGUUGAUUUAUGGGAAAAUUUAAUUAAGACGAAAAAGAAACCUGGCCGUAUUCAAGCUAUAAUUAUUGAUAAGAUACCGCAUUGUAUUGCUGUUAAAAUGCAAUUUUCAGAUCAUUGCGCAAUUGUUGAAAAAAUAGCAAAAUUCAAAUCAAAUGAAAAUAUGAUAUUCAAGAUUAUUUUGAUAAUUAUCCUUGUGGGUUUAUUAAAAUUUGCUAGAUCAUUGGUUAUAAGCAAUUUAAAAGAUAAAUGGGUAUUAAUUACUGGAUGUGAUAGAGGUUUUGGUAAAAUUACAGCUCUUCAGUUAAAUGAUAUGAAUGUUGGCGUAAUAGGUUGUUGUUUGACUAAAGAAGGUGCUGAUUUCCUAAAUAAUAAAGGAAUAAAGGCAAUUUGUUUAGACGUAACAAACGAGGAAAGUAUUAAUAAUUGUUUUGAAGAUGUUGUUAAAAUUAUUGGAGAGGAUAAAGGUCUUUGGGCUAUUAUUAAUAAUGCAGGUAUAGCUACAGUUUGCGGUCCAACUGAAUGGCUAAAUGGAGAUGAUUUUAGAAAACUUUUCGAAGUUAAUACGUUAGGCGUUAUAAAUAUGACAAUUAAAUUACUACCAUUAAUUAAAAAGGCAAAGGGUAGAGUUGUUAAUAUGGCAAGUAUGUUGGGUAGAUGCGGUCAACCGUAUGUUGGACCAUACGUUGUUUCCAAAUUUGCUGUAGAAGGUUUUACAGAUUCUUUAAGACGGGAAAUGGCGAUUUGGAAUGUAUCUGUUCAUACCAUUGAACCUGGAUACUUUUUAACUAAUAUCGUUGAUUUUGAAAAGUACGCCUAUAAACAAUUCAACAUUCAACCGAAGGAGAUGCAAGAAAUGUAUGGUAGAGAUUUCUUGGAAGACUGGAUUCAAAGUGGAAGACAAUUCAUCAAGGACAAUUGUAAAUCGGAUCUUAGCCCUGUAAUAAACGCCUACGUUCAUGCAACAACAGCCAAAUUCCCAAAAAGUCGCUACGUUGUUGGCGGGGAUGCGAAAUUUUUAACAUUUUUAGCAUCUCACCUACCUGAUUUUGUUCUGGAUGCUGUUUAUGAGAAAAUUUUGAAAAGAGAUGGCCGAAUAAAACCAAAAGCUGUUAGAGAAUAG
Dimorphilus gyrociliatus is the source of this 1529-nucleotide messenger RNA. The record is from the annotation of a GenBank genome assembly. NCBI's taxonomy places the organism in Eukaryota, Metazoa, Annelida, Polychaeta, Dinophilidae.